AAUAAUAUUCUUUCUCCCACCUUUCUUUUGGCUUCAAAACUACAUAAAAAGGUAUCAUUCUUUCUUUUGUAGGAGCCCUUUGAGAGGGCGCGCACCUGCAAGUGCGCGCACCAAGAAAAAAGAAAGAAAAAAACAAAAAAAAGUUUUAAAAAAAUAAAGAAGACUGACUCUCUUCUCUAUGCAAUCAUGGCAUCACAAAAAAACUACAAAAACAAACAUGUCCUCCUCCUUGUUAUGAUCAUGUGUUCAUUAGCAUUUGUGACAGAGGCAAACUUAUCAGAGCCUGAGGUUCUUCUCAAGUUUCGUGAAUCAUUAAAGUUCGAUGGAGAUCCCUUCUCGACGUGGGAUGUUAAUGUACCACCUUGCGUCAAAGAGAACAAUAAGCCUAAAUGGAACAAUCUAUUUUGUGAAAGCGGAAAGGUUUAUGGUUUGAAUCUUGAAAAUCUUGGGUUAAGUGGUACCAUUGAUUUGGACAUACUUAAAGAGUUGCCAAAUUUGAGAACCAUAAGUGUUUUCAAAAAUAAAUUUGAAGGUCCAUUACCAAUAUUAAAUAAAUUGCCUACAUUAAAGAGUGCUUAUUUCUCAAAUAACAAGUUUUCUGGUCCAAUUGAUCAAAAGAUUUUUGAAGGCAUGAAUUCAUUAAAGAAACUUCACCUAGCAAAUAAUGAAUUUACAGGACCUCUCCCUCCUAUUUUUGGUGAUAUGCCAAAUCUUAGGGAGUUGAAUAUUCAAAACAAUAAGUUUGAGGGUCCAAUUCCUCCUUCCUAUUCACAUCUUUAUCUUCCUGCUUAUGAUGGUAAUGAUGGUCUUUGUGGUCCUCCUUUAGCAAAGUCAUGCAAUAAGGAAGAUGAAAAAAAAAAGGAAGAAUCAUCAUCAUCAUCAUCAUCAUCAUCAUCAGGUUGGAAGAUUGCCCUUAUUGUGGUUAUAGUAGUUGUAGUGAUAGGCAUUAUUGUGUUUGUUCUGAUCAAUCGUCGCAACAAGAAUCAUCAACAAGAAGUAGUACUUGGAGGAUCAUCAUUAACUUCUUCCUCACCAACAAGUCAAGACCAAAAACUAAUCCCUCAAUCUCAUGAUCACCUAAACAAAAUGGAACAAGGCCAAUCAUCAGCUGCAUCUACUCCUGAUCGCGCUUGUAAUGAUGGCGGUAAAAGAGCUGAAGUUGCUGGACAAAAACUUCUAUUCUUGAAAGAUGACAUUGAGAAAUUUGACUUGCCUGAUUUGUUGAAAGCCUCUGCUGAAGUAUUAGGAAGUGGAGUGUUUGGUUCAACAUACAAAGCUGCACUUAGUACUGGCCCUGUCAUGGUUGUUAAGAGGUUUAGACAUAUGAAUAAAGUUGGUAAAGAAGAUUUCCAUGAACAUAUGAGAAGGCUUGGAAGAUUGAGUCAUAAGAACUUGCUUCCAGUUAUUGCUUUCUAUUAUAGGAAAGAGGAGAAACUUCUUGUCUUUGAGUAUGUCAACAAUGUCAGCCUUGCUGUUUAUCUUCAUGGUAAUAGCAAAUCACGUGGUAACCAAAGUCUUGAUUGGCCAACUCGUUUGAAAAUUGUGAAAGGAGUAAGCAAAGGAAUAUUAUACCUUUACAAUGAGCUACCAAGCUUAACAUCACCUCAUGGUCACCUCAAGUCUUCAAAUGUUCUUCUAACUGAAAACUUUGAGGCAGUUCUCACAGACUAUGCUUUGCUACCAGUAGUAAAUGCUGAACAUGCACAUGAACACAUGAUCUCAUACAAAGCACCAGAGCUGAAACAAUCAGGCAAAGUCAAUAGAAAAACUGAUGUUUGGACACUUGGUAUGUUAAUCCUUGAGAUCUUGACUGGAAAAUUCCCUUCAAAUCUUUUAGGCAAAGGGACACAAGAUAGCGAUGAUUUAGCAACAUGGGUGAAUACUACUCUUGGGGGUGAAUCAUCAGAGAAAGAAGUGUUUGAUAUAGAAAUGAAAGGAACAAAAGAUUGUGAGAGUGAAAUGAUGAAGUUGUUGAAGAUUGGACUAAGUUGUUGUGAGGCUGAUGUGGAGAAGAGAUGGGAUAUUAAAGAGGCAGUUGAAAGGAUUGAUGAAGUCAAAGAGAAAGGUGAUUUCAGCUCUAAUGUUGCAAGUAAUGAAGUUGACAAUAUGCAUACUUCAAGAUAAAAAAUAUAUUUUUGAUUGAUAAGCUCAUGAUCAUAAUAUGGAAAUUUUGAUUAUAUUGGAUGCAUAUUGCAUGACUAUAUAUACUUUGGGUAUAUGAUUUUUUUUUGUCAUGGUGGAGGAUAAAUUGAACCAUGAUGUGGGGUUACUACAAAACAAAAAAAGAAAAAAAGAAAAAAAAAAGAAAAAUAAGUGAUAGAAAAAUGAAGUUACUUAAUUUUUGUUUGCAUAUUGUAAAUUUGUCCUUUAUGAAUCUAUAGUCUAGGUGUGUUUCUUUUAUUUUUUAUUAUUAUUCAUUCAUCAAACUUAUUUGGGA
Molecule: messenger RNA, 2437 nt
Organism: Solanum pennellii
Lineage: Eukaryota; Viridiplantae; Streptophyta; Magnoliopsida; Solanales; Solanaceae
Product: pollen receptor-like kinase 4
Exons: 3
Coding region: 187-2124 (645 amino acids)
Biological process (GO): protein phosphorylation
Molecular function (GO): protein kinase activity; protein binding; ATP binding
Source: RefSeq, a predicted model, not a curated record